AGGAAAAAAAGCGUAUAUAUAUAUAUAUAUAAAGGAGACUUGUCAGGGUCUGUGUUCCUCUGGGGACACAGAUUCUCGGCUGAUGUAAAAAACCAAUCAAGAAAGUUCCCUUAUUGAUUCGUGAAAACUAAUUAUAGUCCAGGAAAAGAGAUCUCUGGCUGGCCAGAAAAAAAAAAAGUUUCAGAGAAGUUUCAAGAUCCUUUGAUUUUACUAUUAUUAUCAUUAUUUUAUUUUUAUUUGUUUUCUCCAUAAGGGGGUGUUGUCUUGGUAGCUGGGGCCUAGUCGAUCGGGAAGAACUUGUCUGGUCGAGACGGUUUAUGAGCACGAGAUCCCGCCACUCGAUACAGGCAGGUAGGCCACUGUGAGUUAGAAUGAAGCAUAUGAAUCCUACUCUGAAGAUUGCGGCGUUUUUUAUGCUUCUUCUUGGAUUGGCUUUUGCCUCUUCUGUCAAAAAUGAUUUUGGACACUGCGAAAGAGUUGUCAAAAGAUGGGUGUCAUCUUCCCUCGAUCAAGAUAUCAAAGAGGACAAACAUGCACUUCGGGAUUUGCUGUUCUUCCUCCAUAUCCCAAGGACCGGAGGGCGGACAUACUUUCAUUGUUUCUUGAAAAAGUUGUACUCUAGCUCUGAUGAAUGCCCUCGUUCUUAUGACAAGCUGCGAUUUGAUCCAAGCAAACAGAAGUGCAGGCUGUUGGUUACACAUGAUGACUAUAGUCUGAUAUCCAAACUUCCCAGGGAGAAAACAUCAGUCGUGACAAUACUUAGAGAUCCUACUGAUCGUGUAUUUAGUACUUAUGAAUUUUCAAUAGAAGUGGCUGCUAGGUUUUUGGUGCACCCUAACUUAACUUCUGCUACACAAAUGGCUGGUCGAAUACGGUCCAAGACAACUGGAGUAAGCACAUUGGAUAUAUGGCCGUGGAAGUAUCUAGUUCCAUGGAUGAGAGAAGACCUAUUUGUCCGGCGAGAUGCCCGAAAGCUUAGGGGCAUAGAUCAUAUUGAGAGCAAGGAUCCAUACAACAUGCAAGAAAUGGCUAUGCCAUUGGAUAAAUACAUUAAUGACCCUGUAGCUCAUGACAUUGUUCACAACGGAGCAACAUUUCAGAUUGCAGGAUUGACGAACAACUCUUAUCUACCAGAAUCACAUGAAGUGCGUCACUGUGUACAGAAAUAUAAGAUUCUUGGUCAACAUGUGCUUCGAGUUGCAAAGAGGAGGUUGGACAAUAUGUUAUACGUUGGUAUCACUGAGGACCAUAGAGAAUCUGCAACAAUGUUUGCAAAUGUGGUUGGCGCACAGGUGAUUUCGCAGUUGGUAGCAUCAAACUCUACUACAGAGAGGGGUCGUAUUAGCAAGUCAGAACAGAGCUCUUCAUUUUCUGAUUCUGAACCAGAUAAUAUCGAUAAUCAGAGUAAUACCUCGGCCAACAAGGCCACUCAGAUUGCCUCAACAGAAAAUACUGCAGAGAAGAGUGAAAAUAUAACUGAGAUGACCGUUGAGCAACUUAUGGAACUCUAUGGAACUUGCAUUUCUAGCUUGAGGAAGACACAAGCACGUCGACGAACCAACUCUUUAAUGAGAAUCUCUCCUGCAAAUUUUUCGAAGGAGGCACGUCGUCAAGUUCGUGACUCAGUUAUCCAGCAAAUAAGAACACUUAACAACCUUGAUCUAGAGCUCUACGAGUAUGCUCGUGUUAUCUUCAAAAAACAACACAAGCAAGCAACAUCAAUG
Messenger RNA from Carica papaya (papaya), 1724 nucleotides. Lineage: Eukaryota; Viridiplantae; Streptophyta; Magnoliopsida; Brassicales; Caricaceae. The record is from RefSeq and is a predicted model, not a curated record.